AUCACUAUUGGUAUUUUUUCCACUGGCGACUCCCGUGCGUUUGUGGAUUGCAAGCCGUCCUUGCAGUCCGGUUGUUCACUGCAUUUUGUCUGCAGAUCCUCCCUUUGUUUGCACACAUCCCCCUGUUAUUUUUUAAUAUUAAGCCCCCCAUCCCCCCACCCCCAUCGUUGUCGUUCGUGGUUAAAGUCACUCUUUUUUCGGGGGGCGCUGUAUUUAAGCACUUAAGAUGCACUGCUAUCUCCUGAGCGUGUUCCUCACCCUGGAUCUAGCCGCCGUGGCUCUCAGCCUGUCUACCUGCAGCACCCUCGACAUGGAUCAGUUCAUGCGCAAGAGGAUCGAGGCGAUCCGGGGGCAGAUCCUGAGCAAGCUGAAGCUCACCAGCCCCCCGGAUGAGUACCCCGAGCCCGAGGAGGUGCCCCCGGAGGUCAUCUCCAUCUACAACAGCACCAGGGACCUGCUGCAGGAGAAAGCCAACCACAGAGCCGCCACUUGCGAGAGGGAGCGGAGCGACGAGGAGUACUAUGCCAAAGAAGUUUACAAAAUAGACAUGCAGCCUUUUUACCCCGAAAAUGCCAUCCCACCAAGCUAUUACAGCCUUUACUUCAGAAUCGUUAGAUUUGACGUCUCGGCGAUGGAGAAAAAUGCAUCCAACUUGGUGAAGGCUGAGUUCAGGGUCUUCCGCCUGCAGAACUCAAAGGCACGGGUCUCGGAGCAGCGAAUUGAGCUGUACCAGGUUCUGAAAUCGAAAGAAUUAUCGUCACCAGGACAGCGCUACAUUGACAGCAAAGUAGUUAAAACAAGAGCUGAAGGAGAAUGGUUGUCUUUUGAUGUCACUGAGGCUGUGCAUGAAUGGCUCCAUCACAGAGACAGGAACCUUGGAUUUAAGAUAAGCUUACAUUGUCCAUGCUGCACCUUUGUGCCUUCCAAUAAUUAUAUCAUCCCAAAUAAAAGUGAGGAGCUUGAAGCAAGAUUUGCAGGUAUUGAUGACUACACAUAUUCCAGUGGUGAUGUGAAAGCUUUAAAGUCCAAUAGGAAAAAAUACAGUGGGAAGACCCCACAUCUUCUGCUAAUGUUGUUACCCUCCUACAGACUUGAGUCGCAACAGCCCAGUCGGCGGAAGAAGCGUGCUCUAGAUGCUGCCUAUUGUUUUAGGAAUGUGCAGGAUAAUUGUUGCCUGCGUCCACUUUAUAUUGACUUCAAGAGGGAUCUUGGCUGGAAAUGGAUUCAUGAACCUAAAGGAUAUCAUGCCAAUUUCUGUGCAGGAGCCUGCCCAUAUUUAUGGAGCUCAGAUACUCAGCACAGCAGAGUACUCAGCUUGUAUAACACCAUAAAUCCAGAAGCUUCUGCCUCUCCGUGCUGCGUGUCCCAGGAUUUAGAACCCCUCACCAUCCUCUACUACAUUGGCAAAACACCCAAAAUUGAACAGCUGUCCAACAUGAUUGUAAAGUCUUGCAAAUGCAGCUAAAGGAUAUCCCAGAAACAACGUGACGUGUGUGUAUCAAAAAAUAAAAAUAAAAAUAAUAACCAAGGAAAAAAGAAAGAGAGAGCGAGGAGGAAAGAAAGAAAAACAAAAACCCAGGAUCA
Meleagris gallopavo (turkey) is the source of this 1584-nucleotide messenger RNA. RefSeq names its product transforming growth factor beta 2 (gene TGFB2). The record is from RefSeq and is a predicted model, not a curated record. Gene Ontology annotation, molecular function: growth factor activity; transforming growth factor beta receptor binding; cytokine activity. Gene Ontology annotation, cellular component: extracellular region. Gene Ontology annotation, biological process: regulation of cell population proliferation; transforming growth factor beta receptor signaling pathway. NCBI's taxonomy places the organism in Eukaryota, Metazoa, Chordata, Aves, Galliformes, Phasianidae.